Eucalyptus grandis is the source of this 1456-nucleotide messenger RNA. RefSeq lists its product as uncharacterized. Gene Ontology annotation, molecular function: oxidoreductase activity. The record is from RefSeq and is a predicted model, not a curated record. Lineage: Eukaryota; Viridiplantae; Streptophyta; Magnoliopsida; Myrtales; Myrtaceae. The transcript is spliced from 7 exons. Bases 124 to 1284 code for a protein of 386 amino acids.
AGAGACAGCUUCAAUAAGCGGAACGAGUUUAUUCUUCUUCUUCUUCGUCUUCCUUCUUCGGAGAUCGAAAACAGAGGAAAGGCCCCCGAGCUAUAACCGAUCGUGAUCGGCGAGAGCGAACCGAUGAAGCGAUCCGCCACGCUCUCCCUCUCCUCCUCCUCCCCCGCCGCCGCCGCCGCCGCCGCCGCCGCCAGGAACGUCUCUCGCCCGUCGCCAGCUUUGCCCCCCUUCCGCUCCCCCGUCCGACCCAGAUCGGGGGCCUUGGCUUUCCCGAGAAAAUCGCCGUUCCCGGGAAAGUCUAUCGGCCUCGGGAAGAUGAGCUUCACCGCCGUUGCCUCGUCCGCGCCGGGGGCCGGACCCGAUCGAUCCCCUUCUCAGGGAGCUGAAUCGUUUUUCAGGAAAGUCCUGGAGAACAUGGAAUGCGUGUACUUGAACAGGAACCCCACCGCCAAGGCCAUCCUGGAGCUCGUUCGGACGGCCGACGAAGAUCAAAUAUGUUAUGAUCAUCUCGCGUUUAGGACUUUCGGGGUAAAUGGUUACGGGAUCGACUCUAUGGCGGACUUUUUCCUGGAUUAUGGUUACACACAGCGAGAGGAGCUGAGGUUUCCUGCAAAGAAGUUGAGGGCCUUGUGGUUUUCACCUCCGAGAAACUCCCUUUCAGAGGGUGGGACCCGUGCGAAUGGCCCUUUACCCAGAAUUUUUAUAUCUGAACUUCUCGUCGACGAGAUGACUCCACAAGCACAGGAAAUAAUUAGAAAAUACGUUGGGAUCUCUGGCAAUGGUAAUAAGCAUGCUGCUCUGGCAAGCGCAUUGGGAGCUUUGACAUGGGAGAAGCCUCUGUACUCUGAAUUUCAACAAUUAGCUAGGGAAAGCGAGUAUGCUGCCUGGACCCUUGUCAAUGGUUAUGCGGUGAACCAUGUCACUAUUUCGACUCAUCGGCUAAAAUCACACCUGAGGAAUAUCAAAAACCUAAACGAAUACAUCGAAAAGAAUGGAUUCAGCUUGAAUUCAGAAGGAGGCAUCUUGAAAGUUAGCCCUGACGGUCUUCUGCUCCAAAGCUCAACGGUGGCAGAUUCAAUUCUUUUCCAGUUCUCAGAGGGGAUCAAAGAAUCAGUUCCCUGUUCAUAUAUUGAGUUUGCCGAACGCCUUGUACUGCCUCAGUUUCAGAGUCUACCGGAGAAAGAGGUCAAAGAGUUCCACAGACGAGAUGGUUUCGAGGUCGGGAAUGCCGACAAGAUCUUUGAGAGCACGUCGAAAGAGCAGCUCACUAGGAGAGCUGCAUAAGCAUGGAGAUCAAUGACAGAACAAUGAACACCGAAUGAAGGGUUUGGACAUCAGCAUGUUAUGGAAUAAGCAUUGAUGUCCGUAUUAAGUGUCAAUAUGUGCUGUAAAAGACCCAUUGCCCGUCAAGGAGGAAUAAUACUAGCUUCACUUGAAAGCAAAAUGGUUCAUAUCA